AUGCCAGCAUCUGAGAGACUCUCCACACCGAGCUCCCUUGUGGCCGAGCGUCAUUCCCCCCGACCACCGGACAUCCAUCGACCGUCUCCGAUCUCCCACCGGGUGUUUUGCCCGCUCCUCGUCGACACGACGAUGGGAAUGAAGGAAGGCCCGUAUUUGGCGGUUGUUCAUAGGCCUAUGGACGGUAGUUCUUUCCACUGCUUCAUCACUGCAUGGUGUGUCCGCGUGGGAGUGGCAGUCGGAGCGGAGAUGAGAUGGCACUUCCCAUCUCUGGAGGUGCAUGUUCAGCAAGACUUGGUCCAUUGCGUGAAGCCGAGAAAAGCCACAAGGUAUUUGCGGGAAUUCUACCACUUAAGUUGA
Durusdinium trenchii is the source of this 360-nucleotide messenger RNA. Lineage: Eukaryota; Dinophyceae; Suessiales; Symbiodiniaceae. The record is from the annotation of a GenBank genome assembly.